AUGGAGAAUGCUCUUCGUGGACGAAAUGGUGGUGGUGGUGGUGGUGGUGGUAGUGGUGGUGGUGGUGGUGGUGGUGGUGGUGGUAGUGGUAAUAGUUGUCAGCAAAGUUUGAUCAGCAGAAUUCGGCAAGGUACCAGACGAAGAACUACUGGAUCAAAUGUUAUUAGUCAUUCUGAAAGUACUCUUGAUCGUGCAGGAAAUACAGCUGAAGUAGAAGCAGGGAGUACUUGUCAUCAGGAUUCAUCGAUGGCUCGUUUGCUGACAAUGCCACGUCAAAGCGAUGACAUCAGUUUUGUAUCGACUUCUGACUACAGCGAAGUAGAAAGUUUGGGCACAUUGGGUUUCAGUUUGAGUGGUUGGAAAGCAAAAAGUCGAAACAGUACAGGUGGUGUUUUCAGGAAAACUCAUGACGAUUCUUCAGGAGGUCACAGAGCAGUUACUGCUACUGCAUCUCUUGGGGUCACUGAUAUAGUAACGGAUGAAUCAACGAAACCCAAGCAAUCACAAUCUAUUUACAAAUGCUUAUCAGCUGAUGAUGGUACGGAAAUGAUCUUAGGUGAUUACAAUUUGGUUAUGGCACCACUCUAUCAGUGGUGGCUUAAAAUGCAGGCGAAAAAUCAUGAAGCUGAAGAACGUGAUGUAUCGGUAGCAACGAUGUGGGGACAACUUGGCUCAUGUGCAUCGCUGCCCAAAUCUCGGCGUUUACGUCGACAACCUUCUGCUGAUAUCUACAAUAUCGAUGAAGAUUCCCCAUCAUUGCAACCAAAGACAAUGGACGAAUUUACACCACUGCUGAAAAACGUCAUUCGUGCAAUACGUCGUAUACAACUACUAGUCGCCAGACGUAAAUUUAAAGAAGCGCUAAAGCCUUAUGAUGUCAAAGAUGUAAUCGAACAAUAUUCCGCAGGACAUGUCGAUCUGCAAGCACGCGUCAAGCAUGUGCAGCAAAGGUUAGAUCAAAUUGUAGGAAAACCAAAAGAUGAAAUGAAAGUAUCUUUGACACAUCGUGUUAUUAUAAUGGAAUUACAGAUGCAGAAAAUAGACAAAAAACUUGAUUUACUUGUGGAAAUGAUUUUGGAAGAUAAAAAGCAAAAGAAUCAAUCAUGUAGUUAUCCACUUUCUUCUCGUCUUCCAAGUUGUUCUUCACAACGUUUCAUGGCCGCCGGUGAUACGAGCAGAUCAACGUAG
This is a messenger RNA of Thelazia callipaeda (thelaziosis nematode), 1188 nucleotides long. Lineage: Eukaryota; Metazoa; Nematoda; Chromadorea; Rhabditida; Thelaziidae. The record is from the annotation of a GenBank genome assembly.